Messenger RNA from Klebsormidium nitens, 1443 nucleotides. The record is from the annotation of a GenBank genome assembly. NCBI's taxonomy places the organism in Eukaryota, Viridiplantae, Streptophyta, Klebsormidiophyceae, Klebsormidiales, Klebsormidiaceae.
UUACAAGUUACAAUCUUGUCGCAUCCAUUUCAGUGAUCCACAUUCAAGCCCAAGGCGGGCGGAUCAGUGGUAGCGCCUGCAUGCUCGUUGCUCGUUGCUCAUGAAUGCACGAACACGAAGAGCUUCUAGGGGCAGAGAACUCUCGUUGCCUGAAGGGCAGAAUUGAGCUUCUAGCAUUCUGCUUUGCGGACUGUCCCGCUAUUGCAGCUCAAAUCUUGCGCACGUUGUAGUGGCACUGACGGAGCGGCAUUGAUUGAAGCAGAGAGUCAAGCAGAUUGAUUCUGUCGCUACCACCACCGCAUAUUCAAAAGAUGGCUACCUCAGCACUGAAAUUGCAGAUUACGGCCGGGGCAUGCCAGUGGGUCAAUACAUGGCAGACACGGUCCGGGGAUCAGUAUCUGAAGUCAACGCGUCCCAGAACGAUUUUGAAUGAAAAGAAGUUCCUUGGAAGUGGUGGCAAACUGUCGGAGAAUGUUGCCAGGGAGAAGGUUUAUCAACAACAGAAGAGAAGCCUGGUUCGCUCCAGACAAAGCCCAAGCGGGGCUGGCCAAAUGCUGGUGUACGUCCCCCCACACCCGCUCAUCAAACACUGGAUGGCGGUCCUUCGGAACAAGGACACCCCGCAGCCAAUCUUUCGUAGCGCGCUCGCAGAACUGGGCCGGUGCCUGAUCUACGAAGCGCUCCGGGACUGGCUGCCUAUGAUCGAAACACAGGUUGAGACGCCCUGCGGAGUCGCAGACGUGGCCUUCAUCGACCCCACGGAGCCUGUGAAAGUUGUUCCCAUUUUGAGGGCUGGCCUGGUGCUGAUAGAGAACUCCACCACCCUUCUUCCUGCCAUGCAAACAUACCACCUAGGAUAUGCUCGCGAUGAACGGACGUUAAAACCUCGCCUCUAUCUCAACAAGCUUCCGCCAAGCUUUCCGCAAGACUCCCGGAUUCUUCUAGCGGACCCAAUGCUUGCGACAGGUGGAACGAUUGUAGCUGCGAUCGAAGAGCUAAGAAGUAGAGGAGCGGACGUCCGACUCAUGAGAGUGGUUUCGGCUGUCUGCGCUCCCCCCGCCUUGAAGCUUUUGAGCGAAAGGUACCCAGGUUUGAAGGUGUACACUGGCAUCAUCGAUCCAGAUCUGAACGACUAUGGGUUCAUUGUCCCAGGCCUCGGCGAUGCUGGUGACAGGAGUUUUGGAACCUAACGAGAUGUACCUUCUGUUUUGCUGGAGCUUUCUCAGCAUCUGCAAGGUGCCCAACUCAGAAUUCUUGAGGGACUCGGAGGUGCUCAUUGCGGAACUCUUGUCGGGGGCUUCUCCCAGCAGUCAUAAGAUGGCUCGCUCCUGCGGACAGAGUUCCUCUUUGUCUGCAAGUAAGGCAACUUGCCAUCACGAUACGCCUUGUUCCAGUGGCUGCAUAAGAAGAUUGAAAUGCUUUGAUGCUGCUCUGCAAUGGCUC